AUGACGCCGCGGCUUCAGAGACAUGCAGAGGAGGAUCGACCGGCCCCUCCAACGAUAACCCCCGUCAAUCAGAGAGCUGCGGCUACGAACAAUGAUAUUGGGUCUCUGCUGGGCGUGGGGAAGCUCGAUCGCGAAGCUCUCGUCGAGAUGGAUCGGCUGCUGAGCGUAACCGACGCAGAUACACAACCCCAGGUGACGCCGGGUUUCAACUUUGAGUUUCUAAUCUUUCUAAUCGUUUCCGCAAUCCUCGCCAUAUUCUUCCUGCUCUACUUUAACCGACUGUUUGGCUCUGUUGUGUCGUAUGUGAUUCGGACUUGGACAUGGCAUCAAUACCACAUAUAUCUCGACAUAAAAGCGCUUCAAGUAUCGCUUUUGGCGGGUCGAGUUUUUUUUACGGGCCUGCGAUACCACGGCGCGAACGAAACCUUCUGUAUUCAACAUGGAGACAUUACCUGGAGAUACUGGCUGCGCCGAGUCAGACAGGCAGACAUAUUCGCGUCGGCUGGGGAAGGGGAGGCCUUGGAAUCGGAAAGACAGAAAAAUGCGGCGUUGCCAUGUCGGAUAAACCUGAAUCUUGUUGGUUUGGAGUGGUUUGUCUACAACCGCAGUCCAGCAUAUGAUUCUGUCCUUGCCGGUAUCAUCGAUCCAACUUCAUCAGGCUCAAGCUCGAGCGUUGGGGGACCGGAUGAGAAGGGAGACACAGGGCUACGAUCACGGAAGACGAACCAGGAAGAUUCAUCCGACCGAGACCGAGACUAUACCCCCCACGAAAAGAGCAAUAGAGCAUUGAAUGGAAACGGGAAGCCUGAGAUAGGGAGUCGACCUAGCACUGGCUACAAAAGCAAGAGCAGCGAUGAGGCUGCAGACAAUGACAUUUCAGAGCUGCCUUUCAUCCUCAAACUAUUUCCCAUCCAGAUCGAAUGCCAGAAAGCUGCAGCAGUGUUUGGAAAUGACAACACCAAAGCAAUCCUCAUCGUGAAAGCCGAUUCCCUUUCUGGAGACGUCGAUGCUUUAGAGACAAAGACUGUGGAUCAAUACAGACAGACAUUCAAGAUCGAACUGGAGCAUCCUGUGGUGGAAAUGCUGGAUAACCCGGACUAUAAGGAGGACCAGGCCACACGAGCCACAAGGGAGCGAGAGAACGUUCCCCAAGAUUCACAGCAAGCUCCGAGGAAGUCAUACUUCCGCCAACAUAGACGCAAGGCACUGAGCUCCUUGCGAAAUCUGGUACCUUAUUGGCGAAGAUCUGUGGAGUCGUUUUCAAGUGACGCUCGGGCUGGAGGGGGUGCUGUGCCAGUCCAAGUUCCUGGAGCUGUCCAAUGGCAAGGCUUGUCACGGUAUCUCGAUGAUCAGGAUAUAGAUGAUAAAACUCGCUGGUCGUCUGUUGAGUAUGCUGCAGUCUCAACCGUUCUCGAUAGCCCGGCCUGCCAUUUGACUGUAUAUUGGGAUGCCGUCAGCAAAGUAACCGAAGAUGCUCAUCGCCAGAGACAAAUGAACCCAUCUUUGAAUAUCAAUGGGUCAGAGCCACCAGCUUGGGGAGUACAAUUAUCGGUGAAGGGAGGGACUAUGAACUACGGGCCAUGGGCCGAUCGGCAAAGGGCUGAUUUACAACGUGUUUUUGUGCCUUCGCUCUCCAAGGAUGGCACCGCCACUGGACCGCUUCCCGUUGGAGCAUGGAGAGUGCCUACACUUUUUGACUUGCUAGUAGAACUAGACGACACAGUUACGCUUCGCAUUCCCAUAAGGGAGGAGUCUAAAAACUGGCGUUGGCGUGGUAAAGAGCCGCCACUAAUCAAGCAAGAAUCCACGACUACUCGCAAUGCACGCAAGCAUCGGGCUAGGGGUAAGAAAAAUUCAAAGAGCGAAGCGGUCCAGCUUCGCCAGUCCGGUUGGCUUGAGUUCAAGCUUCCUCAAAACUCGACCAUCAGAUAUUAUAUGGACAUGGUGGCCAGUCCAAGUGGCUAUAAAAACAAGCUAGCGGUUCAGAUGCCGAGCACUGAGCUACGAAGCAGCAUCAACCAUGAUGUACUCUGGCGAUCUGGCCCUCAGCAGAUUUCCUGCGAUCUUUCAAACCCGCUCUCAUGGAAUACGCUGCGCAAUUGGAAUUUCAACAUAGCAUGCGAUGGAAUGGACUUGUUUCUCCUGAGGGAUCAUAUCUUCUUGAUCGUUGACUUGGUGGAUGACUGGGCAGCAGGCCCCCCUGCCGAGUAUCUUGUGUUCACGCCCUUUUUAUACCAUCUCCAUCUCAAUUUGCGGAAUGUGAAAAUCUAUCUCAACGUCAACGACGAGAAUAUCAUCGAUAAACCAACUGACAUGGAUGAAAACACGUUUCUUAUACUCUCUAGCCCGGAAUUGAAAGCCGAAACCUGCAUACCUCUUGACACUUUCCGACCAAGCAAGAACAGUAUUCCUUUUGAUAUACGAACUGAAACUCUUGACUUGGCACUGCAUGCUUCCGAGUCAAAUACGCAGGCGACGUUUCUGAAAUCCAAAGAACUGGGACAUAUUGAAGGCUUGGCAGUCGCUGGAAAUUAUCAAUACAAUGCAACUACCUCUCCUGCUAACAUAGAUACUCUCGACUUAAAUAUCCAUGCCCAAUCACCUUCCGUUUACCUCUACGGCUUUGUUGUUCGGUACUUUAUGCUACUCAAAGACAACUAUUUCGGCGAAUUUGUACAUUUCAGAACUCAAGAGGAAUAUCAGGAGCAAAUACAAGCGAAGGCGCAGAAUCCAGAUGCUGAGCCGGCUCUUCGCCCCCCUACCAAGAAAUCCAAUGACCUUGACGUAAUCUUGGCCAUCAAACUGGACGACCCUCGCCUCUUGAUUCCUACUAAUAUUUACUCCUCAAAGUGCUAUCUUCAGGGUGAAUUGGCCUCUUUAUCCCUGGACUUGCGUUUUACAAAUUACUAUAUGGAUAUGGAACUUGAUCUAAGUCCAUUAUCGCUGUCUUUGGGCAGCUCAGAGAGCAAUCUGGAUUCUCCCAGUGUAUCAACUGCUGAUACGCAACUAUUUGUCGAUGGCGUUCGAGUAUUUGGCCACCGAACGUUCGGCCUGCCUCCAUCAGAGCCAACAUACCUUUGUAACUGGGAUGUCGCUGUUGGUGCAGUCGCCGGAGAGUGCACAACUGACUUUGUAGCCGCUUUGACUAAAGCAGGACCAGCAUUUGGGUUUACGUUUGAUGACGUGGAAAACGCCGUGGUGCCGUAUUCCUCGUUAAUAUUUUACGACGUCACGUUUGUCCGACUUGCUGUCCAGUCGAUUCGCCUCUGGAUACAUGUAGAAGAAAGCGUUUUCUGCUUCUCUACCGAUGCUAUCGAUGUCAAUAGCAAUGAUUGGGCUCGCUCGCACUAUUCAAAGCGAGCCAACGUACUCAUACCAAACCUUCAGCUAUCAUGCAUAAAUGCGGACUCAGCGGCGAGACACAAGUCACGCCCGCAGCAUCCGGUUGAAACUCAGGCAUACCUCAAAACAGAUAUUCGGCUUGCCUCCAUUGGAAGGAAAUUUCAUUUCUCCGAAGAACGAAAAAUCCAGCAAGACUUAAUCUAUCGUGAGGAUCAACGAACAGACAGAACGCCGUUUCUUCUCCUCCCUGGCACAGGCGGGGAUUUAGUUCCCGAACAAGUCGACCCUCCUGCGCAAUGCAUGCCCCCUCCUCCUCCUCCUCUCGCCGAUAUUGAGUACGAUAAGGCCUCAGUGAGCACACGCUCGCGCAGAGUUACCCGCCAAAGGUCAUUUCUCUCCUUUGCUAGCUCUUCGAGCGACGGCAGUAUCGGAUUCCGCAGUAGCCGCCGCGAUAUACAAAGGACGCCACAAUUUGGAGAAAGCUUGUCGAUCAGGUCUGCCGCUAUGAUGGGCUCUCGCUCUGAGAUGGACAGGAGGGAGGCUGCUUCUCCCGGCAGGCGGCCUUCUUUCUACAGCGCUGUGGGCGAUUUUUCAGCAAAAGAAAACGGUGAGCAAUCUCAAAUUGCCUUUUCUAGCCAAUAUUUCAACCCAAACUUUCCCUUGGAGGGAGUCAGGCCCGAUACUAGAGAUGCCACUUUCCCACCAAUUGAUGAUGAAGAGUUUGAGUUUUUUAAUCGACUGAAGCUGGAUUUAAAUGAUAUCCCCCCUAUUGAUCUUAGUGAAGAUCACGCUCAGUCGAGUACUAUCAUUGAAUUUCCCUCAGGAAUAAGCGCAUUUAUCACUCCUGAAGCUAUCCGCCAUGUAACUAUCUUGAUGGCGGCCUUGCAACCGACAGACCCUGAAGAUGUGCUAGACUCUCUCCAGUCUGGUACUAUUACGGACAUCUUCAAAGCCCGAAAAGAAGCGCCAAUUGAAGGAGAGAUGCUUGACUUUAUGGUCAAAUUACCUAGGAUCAACCUACGAUUUCUCAAUUCGUCGACACUCGAUUCGCCAGAUCCAUCCGAAGAAGAGCUAGAUCAAUAUGACCUAACAAUUUCCAAGGUCUCUGUUGUAACGCGAACUACGAAGGAAAAAGGCAUUACCGACUCGAGAACUUCUCUGGACUUACGUCUAGGCUCCAUUGAAAUGUCAGCCUCAGAGCGUCUUUCGUCUGUCCAGAAGCCACAAGCAGCCGUAGUAGUUACAAUCGACGGAGUGAGGGUCUCUCUAGGAGCCAAAGAAAUCACAUAUUUUGAUGCCGAUAUUGGCUCAAUCGAGGGAAGAACCGCGUCAGGCAAGAUCGAGUAUUUGGCCUCUUUGAUCCACCGCACCGGCAAUGUUGCUACCGAGCUGGAGCGACUCUUGACAGAGGUCAACCAGCGUCAUUCUACGCAUGUCAAAUACUUUGUGCUACGCCUGCUGCAGCUGGGAGAGGCAACAAAUGAUCCUUCAUUCCUCAUACGGCCUUCGGCUGUUCUCAGAUCUGCAAAUCAACAUUUGAGAACAGUAGAUUCUUGGAAAAUGAUCAUACGACUUCGCCAAAUCUGGGAUACGAAAAACGAUUUUGAGAAGUCACAUUUGAUCCAAGAGUGCUGGGGGGAGUCGCCCACUCUUCCACCUGACGCAGUUCAACGCGUGGUGAGCUCCUUUGAGAAGUGGAGAAACUGGGAUUUGGAAAACGUUUCACACACUCUCCUCCUGAAGAAGAUCUUUGGCGAUAUAGGAGCCGAUGACCAAGACGACGAAGAAGUAUACCCCCUCCUAGGUGCUUGUAAGCUCGGCAGCGUUUGCCUCAUCCUAGAUCCAGGCCCAAAGCAAAACAGAGUUGGAUUUGUCGAUCUCAGUGCAAGAGUUGAAAGAAAAUUGGGGGAUCCCACAACCGCCGUCUUGGGGACAAUACCGGUGACUGUUUUGAAUAUAUGCUGUGGCGAUGCAUUGCUCAACUUGAACUGGGAACUUUGUGUUCUUGCCGAUGAUGUCUUGCGGCUAUACCACAGAGGCCAGAGCCAGGCCCCUACUCACUUUCAGAAGCCGGUUCUGGAGGCCAUCAAGCCGACGAAAAAGCCAUCAACAGCUUAUCAUCUUGCUCUUGAGCUCAUCAAGGGAUCUAUCGAACUUGAGACGGUGAAUCUAAGCGCAAAGACCCUGGGUGACGGGCUUAAAGCUUCCUUACUCACAUUUGAUACGAGUGAUGGCGCAACUCUCACAAGCUUGAUGAUAAAUUGUGAUGCUGUCACUUCCAUGCUGCAUAGCCAUUCGCAUCAUCUGGGCGUUUCUCAGUUUCGAAGACCGAGUCUAUGCGUUUCGCAUGAACUAAGAACAGUCGACGAGGUGUCAGCACACAAAGUCAAAGCAACGGCUAGCAGCCAGGGCCUGACGUUUACUGUGAAGCAAGACCCUAUCGGUCUCAUGGAAGUUCUUGAUCUACUCUUUAGAGACGAGAUUGCUCAGCUUCAUCGCUUGAAAACACAGCUUCCUGAUCUGUCAAAGGCAGAAUCACAGGCUGAGUCGACUGAUCGCCCGUCAAACUUUAGGAUUAAUAUUGCCACAUUCAUAGAUGAUUACCAAAUCAGGCUUCCCUUGAUACCGUCUCUCACAUAUCAAAUCUCUGGCGUCGUCGCGCGGGCGGCAUGUGCGGCAGACUCUUCCAAAGAAAUCAUUUUUGACUUUGACGUCAAAGAAAACUCUCACGAGAUGCAAAUAAACGUCAAGAAUGAGUCUCGCACCAUCUCUUGUUUGCAAAUACCACCUACAAACGGACGCAUUACUAUGAGCCAAGGACAGAAGGCAGAGAGUAUACUGAAUGUGCUCUGCUCGGUUGAAAUUAUGCGUUUGGACGCAUCGUCAAUAUAUAAUCUCCUCACAGCGCUAAAUCGACCACAAAUCUCUACCGCCAUCGAAGAGAUACAGCUGCAAUCUAAAGCCAUCCAAGAACAUAUCGAAGAUAUCUUUGGAACUAGUGAGCCAAAAGAGGUCGAGAAACCCAGCUCGAAUAUGGUAUACGCUGUUCAUCUUACUUUGGAAGGAUUACAAAUCGCAUCUAAGACGGCUUUGAAGUCUGAAGCAGGAUCAAUGGCGCACGUACUCUUUUUCAUGGAUAAAGCUUAUUUGCGAGCAUCUAACCGUCAUGAAGUACACGGCCCUAUUCUCAAAUAUCCAGAGAUACACUUGAAUCUCAGACAUGUUGGACUUGACAUCCAAAGAGGAACGGAAGACAAUAUGAGGUCAUGUGGUAAUUUCGGCGCGAGCUUUACAGUAUCUGCUAGCUCAAGUCCUGGAGACGACGGCAAAGAUGAAUGGUCAUUCAAUUUCAGGAGCGAUGAGUUUGACGUGAAUUUAUCGCCAAGGUCGACAUCCACAGCUGUUGAUGUGCUGGGCUAUCUAGGGACAAAGAUAAAGGACCUGGACACAUCGCGAGAAUUAGAAUACCUAAGGAGACUCAGACAGUCCAAACCACGGAUUUCUAUUAACGAUGAUGAGGUCUUACCCGAGUAUACGGACAUUCUCGACUCUAUUCUUGGUUCAGUCGUUUAUCGGUUCGAACUACGAAACAUUCGUGCUUCUUGGAACGUUGCGGAUGAUAGCGGACGUCAAGCGAGCAAUGAGGAAGAUCUAGUACUAUCUAUCAAGCUAAUCGAGUUUGGUACGAGGACCAAGAGAUCUGCACGCCUAACCAUAGAAGACUUCCAACUACAAACGGUACCACCUGGCCAUGACAGAAACUUGAGAUCUGUGCACUCGGCGCUUCUUCCCCAAGUUAUAUUCAACAUUGCUUACUUCUCCACGGCGGAUGCUCGCCGAUUGGCAUUCCAAGCCUCGGGCGAAUCCUUGGAUCUCAGAGUGACAUCAGCUUUCAUCGUCCCGGCAGCCAACUUGGUUCAAUCAAUAUCGUUAUCAGCAAAAAAUGUGCAGAAGGCAUCAAUACAAUGGAAUAACGAGGCAGCGCAAAGUAAUAAGAAACCUGAAAGCGCACCCAAGCCCAAGCCUUCACGAAGCGCCUUUGGCAACAAACGACUUGAGAGCCUGCUCAUGGAUGCCGAUUUUGCGGGCGCGGUUGUUUACGUCUCAAGCGCAAAGUCUGCUCAUGAUGCUGCGCGGCUUUCACGAAGCGGCCGCCGCCCGUCCCUGGCAGGAAAAUAUGGCCAGUUCACAACAGAUGACUCAGGAAGCGGCGCAGUUUUGCGAAGCCCUGGACUUGCCUGGAAAGCUGAAUAUCGAGACAAUGGCCGAAAUGAUCCUGCACUAUCGGGUGAAGUCAAGAUUGAUGCUUCAAGCAACAUUCUUUACCCAUCAGUCGUCCCGCUCAUUAUGGAUAUUGUGGCUAGUGUGAAGGAGGUAGUGAGUGGCGAUACCGAGAGUGAACCGGCCUCAGAACCGGAGCCGCCAAAGCUGAAACCAGAGAAGUCUGCAGAUGAGGAUAAUAUUCUUACUGCAGACCCUAGCGCGGUAUUGGGUCGUGUCAAGCUGAACUUGGGCCUGCGUAUCUGCAGGCAAGAAUUCUCCCUAAGCUGCCAGCCUAUAGCUCGCGUUGCCGCUACGACAAGCUUCGAAAGCGUGUACUUUACUCUCAACACAGUUUCUUCACAAGACCACGGAAACUUUUUUGCGAUAUCCGGCGUUCUUAACAAACCACAAGCUUCGGUACAGCAUGUAUAUUCGAGAGAGUCGACUGCAAGCUUCGAGGUUGACACUGUGACGCUUUCAUUCAUGAAUAGCAAGCACGUCAGCGGCACAAGCGGCGUUUCAGCUAUUCUGAGUGUAAGCCCCAUGAAGAUUUCCAUCAACGCCAAGCAGGUACAAGACUUUUUAUUGUUUGAAGAAAUCUGGUAUCCCAAAGACUUGAGAGGUGCAAGCACGACUACACCAGUGCCUAAGCUAGCUACAGAGACAUCACAAGGCCACUUGGUUCAAAGAUACCAGCAGGUGGCGGCCACGGCAGCUUUCCCGUGGACGGCGACGAUAUCCAUCGCCGCCCUGGACGUCAGCGUUGAUAUGGGGCAAGCGAUAGGCAAAUCUGUCUUUGAGAUUAGCAAGUUUUGGGUAUCGUCUAAGAAGACAUCUGACUGGGAGCAGAAUCUAUGUCUUGGCUUUGACAAGAUUGGCAUAGACUGUACGGGUCGAUUGAGUGGUUUCAUUGCUCUACGGCAUUUCAAACUACGGACCUCGAUCCAUUGGCCGAAGCGAGAAAAGGCACUCAACGAAACUCCUCUGAUCCAGGCGUCUAUUGGUUUCAACGAACUACGUGUCAAGGCGGCGUUUGAUUAUCAAGCCUUUUUGAUUGCAGACAUCACGUCCUUGGAAUUCUUGAUGUACAAUGUGAGAGAGGGUAAAGAUAGGGAAGGAGACCGCCUCGUGGCAUUCUUCGAUGGUGAUGCUGUGCAGGUAUUUGGCACUGCGACUUCAGCCGCCCAAGCCGUCUCACUUUACCAGGCCGUUACAAAGCUAAUGCAAGAGAGGCGAGAGAAUUUCGAAUCGUCGCUCAAGGAGAUUGAAAAGUUUAUGAGACGCAAGUCUUCAGCGGCGCGCCAAUCGAUUUCAGCGGCGACGAGGGCUCCCAAGCUUCCGACGGAUGAUACCAUGUCCAAAUCCCCAAUUUCUCUGGACACAGAUGUGGUUGUGACGCUUCGAGCACUCAAUCUUGGAGUGUUUCCCAACACAUUCUCCGACCAUCAGGUAUUCAAGAUGGAGGCGCUGAAUGCAUACGCGCGGUUUGCCGCAAGUAUCGAGCAACGACGAGUCCAUAGCAUACUAAGGAUGACCCUGGGACAGCUUCGAAUCGGAUUGGCAGGUGUUAGGAACAUUGAAGCGCCCAAGACACUCAGCGAAAUGACAGUGGAGGAUGUGGUUCAGCGGGCGACGGGAUCACGAGGUGGUACUAUCCUCAAGGUGCCGCGGGUGGAAGCGGCAAUGCAGACUUGGCAGGCGCCAAAUAGCAACCACAUCGACUACCUAUUCAAGAGUGCCUUUGAAGGCAAAGUCGAGGUCGGAUGGAACUAUUCCCGCAUCAGCUACAUACGCGGCAUGUGGGCAAAGCACAACAAGUCGCUGGAGGAGACAUGGGGCCGACAGCUGCCCCUUACGGCAGUCAAGAUUACCGGAGUACCAGAAGCCGAGGAAGGGCAGCGAGAAGGCGGCGAGCAGCAGAAGAUUACGGCCGAGGUGAAUGUGCCACAGUCCAAGUAUGAGUAUCUCGCUCUGGAGCCCCCUAUCAUUGAGACGCCACAGCUGCGAGACAUGGGCGAGGCGACGCCACCGUUGGAAUGGAUUGGCCUGCACAGAGAGAGGCUGCCAAACUUGACGCAUCAAAUUGUCAUCGUGUCGCUGUUGGAGUUGGCAGGAGAGGUGGAAGAUGCAUAUUCGCGGAUUUUGGGGUCGUCAUAA
Messenger RNA from Trichoderma gamsii, 9762 nucleotides. RefSeq lists its product as hypothetical. Gene Ontology annotation, biological process: fermentation. Gene Ontology annotation, cellular component: membrane. The record is from RefSeq and is a predicted model, not a curated record. NCBI's taxonomy places the organism in Eukaryota, Fungi, Ascomycota, Sordariomycetes, Hypocreales, Hypocreaceae. The transcript has 2 exons. The coding region runs from base 1 to 9762 and encodes 3253 amino acids.